Molecule: messenger RNA, 1644 nt
Organism: Daucus carota subsp. sativus
Lineage: Eukaryota; Viridiplantae; Streptophyta; Magnoliopsida; Apiales; Apiaceae
Product: patatin-like protein 1
Exons: 6
Coding region: 309-1511 (400 amino acids)
Biological process (GO): lipid metabolic process
Molecular function (GO): monoacylglycerol lipase activity; glycerophospholipase activity
Source: RefSeq, a predicted model, not a curated record
AGCUCCAUAUAUGAUGUCCUUGGAACUAUCCACGCAGUGUCAACUAUGAAUCCAAUUGAUGCAUUGGCCAGUCGAAAUCUUAUCACCACAAAUUCAUUAUGAUCAUAUCUGAGUGCAAAAUUCUCCGGUUCAUCUCGACAGACCAGUCAGUCAUGCCUAUAUAUAGCUGGCCAUGCUGAAAGAUGCAGAGUAUACAGUUCCAUUCGUGUCAUUCUUGCUGAAAUUAGUUUAGUCCGUCUUUGGACGGACUUUUAAGCUACUUAUAAGUUAAGUCAAACGGUUCCCGGACUAGCAACACGAAUGCAUACAUGGAGACGAAAGGAAUUCUGGUUCUGUCGCUGCUACUUGCAUUAGCAACUACUCUCGAGUGUGCACAUAAAUCACCUGGUAUUAAAACAACAAAAGCAAAGACCGCGACAGUGCUAAGCAUCGAUGGAGGUGGCAUCAGAGGCAUCAUUCCUGGAACCAUUCUAGCCUUUCUCGAGUCCAAGCUCCAGGAACUGGACGGGCCAACAGCAAGAAUAGCAGACUACUUUGAUGUGAUUUCUGGAACAAGCACAGGUGGCCUGGUAACUGCAAUGCUCACAGUUCCUGAUAAAGAUAACCGGCCUCUCUUCGCUGCCACAGACAUCAACAAGUUCUACUUCGAGAAUGGACCAAGAAUCUUCCCACAGGACAAUGUCUCUGCAAAAGGGCCAAAGUAUGACGGGAAGUACCUAAGAUCGAUCAUAAGGGAGUCAUUAGGCAAUAUUGCCAUGAACCAGACUCUUACAGAAGUGAUCAUACCAACUUUCGACAUCAAACUCCUUCAACCAACAAUGUUUUCUACCAGUGAUGGAGAAGUAAGUACAUCAAAGAAUGCAUUACUAGCAGAUGUUUGCAUAGCCACAUUUUCAAAUCCUACAUUUCUACCAGCACACUACUUCGAGACCAAAUUUGAGGAUGGGAAGACCCGCAGCUUCAAUCUCAUUGAUGGCGGAGUUGUUGCAGUCAAUCCAACUCAGGUUGCCAUAACACAUCUGUUCAACGAAAUAGUAAAAGGAAACUUCGAGUAUGCAGAUAUCAAGCCAAUGGACACUACAAAAAUACUAGUACUAUCACUUGGCACUGGUACAGCCAAAUUCGAGGAGAAAUACAAUGCAAGCAUGGCUUCUAAAUGGAGUUCCAUCGAUUGGAUCAAUCCCAUUAUAGACUCUUACAGUGCUUCAAGCGCUGACAUGCCUGACAUUGAAGUCACGUCGUUAUUUCAGUCCCUCGGGGCUGAGAAAAAUUAUCUGCGCAUUCAGGAGAAUAAUCUUGUCGCGGACACAACUUCAGGUGAUCUGGCAACCACAGAGAAUAUGAAGACACUGGAGAACAUAGGGAACAGGCUGUUGGAGAAGUCAGUUGCCAGGGUGAAUAGCGAUACUGGAGCAUACGAGCCCGUGGAGAAGGGAGGUACUAAUUCCGAUGCUCUGAUCCGAUUUGCCAAGCUGCUUUCAGAUGAAAGGAAAAUCCGCAAAGCUGAUUAGCAAAUUUGAUGAUUAUUGGUUUCCUCAGAAAACCUGGAUUGCUCUUUUCUCUUGUACACUUUCUUUAAAUUCUUAGCAUACUUUCUUUUCUUUGGACUUGUUCAUGUUAAUGCAUCUUCUGUCACCGGAGAUA